AUGGCCUCAAUGAUGGAACUGUCAGACAAGUCUGGAGACAAUUUACAUGAAUUUGUUAUUCACAGAUUUUCUGAUAAAGUUUUCGACUAUAUAAAUUGGAAACAUUUAAGUGAAGCUCUGAAACUGCAUGAAAAUAGUCCUAACCACAAAAAAGCAUUUACUCAAUGGACUGAAGCUGAAAUCAGGUUUAAAGCUGGAUUAACUAUUGACAAGGAAGAACAAAACCUAAUUUCUAAAGAAAGUUUACGAUGGAGCAAUGUGCUUCAAAGAUUGAAGCACAUUACUUUGUAUUUGGCUGAAAAUAAUGUGGCAUUCAGAGGGUUAUCAGAUAAAUUAUUUACCCCAAAUAAUGGAAAAUUCUUAGGUCUUUUACAGUUAUUGGCAAAGUUUGAUCCAAUCAUGGAAGAGCACGUCAGACUGGCAUUGAAUGGUGAUUUGGCUGACCAUUAUUGCGUAAAUAGAUGGAAAAUUUUGACCGACCAUUUGAAGAUAUACACCCUGAAAAAUGUAAGUGACACACGCUGGGAAGCUCGAAUUGAUAGCGUCAAAGCGGUUCGUUAUCAAUUAUGCAAAAUGCAUGACGCUUUGGUUUCCUUGGCCGAUGCUACUGAACAAAGCGAUGCUGCGGUGUCACACGAAGCGACAACACUAGGAGGACAAUUAAAAGACUUCAGCUUCAUUGUUUCUCUCGUGACAUGGUAUUAUGAUCUGUUUCAAAUUAACGUUGUGAGUAAAGCAAGUCAGUCACCCACAAUCAACUUUGUCGAGUUUAUGGGAAUCCUUGACAAAUGUUGCUCUUAUUUGGAAACAUAUAGACAAACAGGUUUCGAACAAGCUAUUGUAACAGCAACUGAACUGGCUUCGGAUCUUGAUACGCAGCCAUUAUUUAAACCACAAAUGCGAUUAAGACGUAUUAAACGCAGGCCGGGUGAAGAGGCUGUUGAUGAUCAAAUAACUGACCCAAAAAAGAAGUUUAAAGUAGAGUUUUUCAAUGCACUGUUAGACACCGUGCACAUAUCCAUGAAAGAAAGAUUUGAACAGAUCCAAGAAUUUUCUGCAACGUGGAGUUUCUUGUUUGACAUUAAAAAAAAUCAAAAUAAAGAAGAACUAAUACAAUGCUGUUCUAAAUUACAAGAAAAGUUAACUGUCAACAUGAAGUCAGAUAUUGAUGGAAAUUUGCUGUGCGACGAAAUUUGGCCCGCAGACAGCCAGGCAACGCCUAUUGAAGCCUUAAACUUCAUAAAAAAGCAUAAUCUUCAAGAGUUAUAUCCCAACAUCUGGAUAAUGUUACGUAUUUUGUUAACAAUACCAGUGACUGUCGCAAGCAGCGAACGCAGUUUUUCCAAACUGAAGUUGAUAAAAACGUACUUGCGGUCUACAAUGUCUCAAACAAGACUAACCAGUUUGGCCUCACUGUCCAUUGAAAAUGAAGUUGCAGAAAACCUGGACUUUGCUAAUCUGAUCAGAGACUUUGCCGACAGAAAAGCGAGAAAAGUAAAAUUUUAG
Schistocerca piceifrons (Central American locust) is the source of this 1506-nucleotide messenger RNA. RefSeq lists its product as uncharacterized. The record is from RefSeq and is a predicted model, not a curated record. Lineage: Eukaryota; Metazoa; Arthropoda; Insecta; Orthoptera; Acrididae. Gene Ontology annotation, molecular function: protein dimerization activity.